CGGCGCGGGGGCGGGGCGGACGCAGCGCUGGGUAGACAAGCAGGCUGCGGGGACCCGAGCUGUGAGACCUGCCAAGAGGCGCGACAGUGGCGCUGAGGAACUGGAGGCUGGCAGGCCAAGGUCACACUAGCCAACCCUGCUGAACCUCAGUCCUGUCCCUGGUUGCGCGGGUCCAGGACCUGUGUGUGUGGUUCUGGUUUCAAGUGAUUCUGGCCCUCCUGCCUCAGCCUCCUGAGAGGGCAGAACUACUGGCAGACACCAGUUUCCCUCUGGCACUAAAGAAGAGCUGGAUCCAAAUUUCUACCACAGAGGGUCCAGCCAACCCGAGCUGUAGCUCAGUGGCCCAUGCCGUGAGCCAUCCCACUUCUGCCUUCCCUCCGUGGAGCUUGAAGCUGGGCAUGCUGGGGACCAUGCAGAGGGCUGGGGCCGGAGCCCGCAGGGCCUCCGACUGCGGGCCUGCACCUUACCGGCCCAGGUGCAUUGCCAAGUUUGCCCAGUACGUGGGAUCCUUUCCUGUGGACGACUUGGACACCCAGGAGGGUGUGUACCUUGUGCAGCAGCAGCUCUGGGCACUGCAGGACUGUUCCAGACGCCGCGCUGUCAUCCUGAAAUUCAGUCUCCAGGGUCUCAAGGUCUACAGUGGGGAGGGCGAGGUGCUCCUCAUGGCCCAUGCCCUGAAGCGCAUCCUCUAUGCCACCUGGUGCCCAGCCGCCUGUCAGUUUGCUUUCGUUGCCCGGAACCCGCGCAGCCCGGCCAGCAAGCGUUUCUGCCACCUCUUUGUGGGGAGCCAGCCUGGAGAGGUCCAUAUCCUGUACCUGCUGCUCUGCCGCUCCUUCCAGCUGGCUUACCUCUCACAGCACCCUGAGGAGAGGGCGCAGCCUGAGUCCUGCCUGGGCUCUGGGGGGGACAUGUCCCCGAAGCCGCUCUGCAGCCCUGGGGCACCCCCUGCCCUAGUGAGAGAGCCCUUCAGCCGGGAUCAGCUGUCACAGAAUGUCCACGCCCUGGUCUCCUUCCGGCGAAUUCCUGCAGAAGGGCUACUGGGCAACAGUGGGAAGGAGCUGCCAGAGCCCGAGGGCCGUGGGGGCACCCGUCACACUCGCCUGGGGAACCCCUACUGCUCUCCCACACUGGUGCGCAAGAAGGCCAUCCGCAGCAAGGUGAUCCGCUCCGGGGCCUACCGAGGCUGCACCUAUGAGAUGCAGCUGCAGCUCUCAGCCCGGGAGGCCUUUCCAGCUGCAUGGGAGGCAUGGCCCCGCAGCCCUGGUGGCCCCUCGUGCCUGGUGGAGAAUGAGGGUAGCCUGACAGAGAACAUCUGGGCCUUUGCUGGCCUCUCCAGGUCCUGUGCUCUUGCCCUGCUGCGGAGAGAUGCUCAUGGGGCCUUCCUGCUGUGGCCAGAGCCAGGUACCGGUGACCAGUGGAGCCUGUCUGUACGGACCCAGUGUGGUGUGGUGCCUCACCAGGUCUUCCGGAACCACCUGGGCCGGUACUGCCUAGAGCACCUGCCAGCAGAGUUCCCCAGUCUGGAGGCCCUGGUGGAGAGCCACGCCGGGAUGGAGCGCAGCCUUUUCUGUCCACUCAGCAUGGGCCGUCUCAACCCCACCUAUGAAGAGCAAGAUUGUGGUCCUGAGGGCAGGCUCCCCCGGACUCUGCGGCCCCUCAGUCAUGCCAAGUCCGAGGCAGAACUGCAAGGCCUGGGCUAGGACGCAAGGCCUCAGUCCCCUGUGGGCCCAGCCUUGUCUUGGGCCCUGGGCUGCGGCAGUCACUGUGCCCCUCUUGCACCCCACUCACUGGUCACCAGCUUCAAACAGGUCACUCUGCCCCUCGAUCAGCCUUCCAUCACUUCCCUGCCCAUGGGAGGGGAGCUCUGAGGUUGGAGAUGGAGAUCCCAGGGCUUCUCCCAGGACCUAGGGCCAGCUGAGAUACCAGGAUGAGCAAGCGGGUAGAGCUAAGGGUCUGGCAACUCGAGGUGACUUUGGGUGGUGCCCAUUGUCAGGUUCCCACUGUCCUCCUAGUGCAGAGGCUUUCCCAGCAGUUCGUGGAUGUGGGCACAGCCUUUGCUGGAGGCAGCUAAGGCUCUGUUGGAGGGGAACCCCAGAGAGCUCCCACAGGGAACUUAUGCUUAGGAACAGAUGCUUAGGGAGUUGCAGGUUGGCCACCUCAGCUCAUUUCUGGGUAUCACUCCACCGCGUGGCCCCUGCAGUGAGCAAACUGCAGUUCGGCAGCUGCUUUGGGAAGCCACCUCAUGCUGGCCUUAACACAGUGCCGACCACUGGGCAUGGCUCGCACUGGCCUGCUCAUCAGCAAGGCAGCCCCCCUUGCAACGGAGAACUAGUUAGUACUAACCAAGCCCCACAGAGGAGGGUGUGGCUUUAUCAGGGGGAGGUCCAGGGACACAUUCUAGAGGAAGGCAGUGGCCCAGCCAGCAAUGACAAAUCCAAGUGUCCCUUAAGUCAACUCAGCAUAAUGUAUGAAUCGACCCAAAAAGAUCAGACUUCUUAAUCAGCUGGUGGUGGCGCACACCUUUAAUCCCAGCACUCAGGAGGCAGAGGCAGGUGGAUCUCUGAGUUCGAGGCCAGCCUGGUCUGCAUAGUGAGUUCCAGGACAGGCAGGGCUACACAGAGAAACUCUUGUCUCAAACAAGCAAACAAAAAACAACAGACUUCUUUUGGAAGCAGAGGUGUAGGCACAGGUGGGAGAGGAUGUCUGUGUUCAGUGCCUUGAAGGCCACAGGCUUUGGUGGAAGCCACAGGUUUGGGGUUUUGGAUCUCAAGAGAAGUGGGCAGCCUCUACAGAACAAAGAGAAGACAGACCUGGGAGGAAGAGGCAGGCCAGGCAUGGUGCUUCCGGCUUCCAUCACCCCUGCCACACACACACACACACACACACACACACACACACACACACACACACACACACUAGGAUAAGCCCUUAGUUACGGACAUUGUCAUUUCUUUCAAGUGACAUGUCUCAUGAGAGAUGGAGAGAAAGGACAGGAGAUAACACACACACACCCAAACUGAAUGUGGGUGAUAUUCCAUGGCCAUUCCACUGGCAUUCCCACUCCCCGAGUGGGGCCUGGUCCCCAGUGGGAACAGAGGGAUUAACAUAUCCUGUGCCUAGGAUUUCAGCCCCAGAAAGUUACACCUAAGGAAGGCUGUCAACUGACUGGUCCAGACUUCGGGCCAGGGCUCACCUCCAGGAGGGUGUCCAUAGUGUGAACUGCCGAUGUGUACAAUACCAGGGGAUAUUCAAUACCAGGGGAUAUUCAACACGUCCAAGGGACCAGCCUUCCCCAGGCCCUUUAACGUUUCUUCCAAACCAAACAGUUUGGAGCCCAUGUGUUCAGACUGUGUCUUAAUUGUUCAAACCGUCAUCAAGCCCCCCUGUGUGGACUUCAAGAGAAAUAAAACACAUUUCUUCACA
Molecule: messenger RNA, 3423 nt
Organism: Peromyscus maniculatus bairdii (prairie deer mouse)
Lineage: Eukaryota; Metazoa; Chordata; Mammalia; Rodentia; Cricetidae
Gene: Sh2d5
Product: SH2 domain containing 5
Cellular component (GO): postsynaptic density
Source: RefSeq, a predicted model, not a curated record